Messenger RNA from Daucus carota subsp. sativus, 6099 nucleotides. RefSeq lists its product as uncharacterized. Gene Ontology annotation, biological process: regulation of transcription by RNA polymerase II. Gene Ontology annotation, cellular component: piccolo histone acetyltransferase complex; NuA4 histone acetyltransferase complex. The transcript has 5 exons. Bases 244 to 5679 code for a protein of 1811 amino acids. The record is from RefSeq and is a predicted model, not a curated record. Lineage: Eukaryota; Viridiplantae; Streptophyta; Magnoliopsida; Apiales; Apiaceae.
CCUAAAAAUAGGGAGAAAUAAACAAUUGAAAUCAAAUGAGAAGAGGAAUUAGGGUUCCCAAUUGAACUGCCUCUCUCUAUCACUUUCUCCCCAAAUAAAAAACCCUAAAUUCACUCCUUCAACGACUCGAUUUGCGAUGCCUCGUUAAUUCCGAGGCAGAUCUGAAAUUGGGGUUUGUAGGCUUAUGAUGGGAUAUGAAAUUUGGGGGUUUUUGUGUGGAGGGUUUGAAUUGAGUUUUUUUUGAUGGAAAAUAGUUUAGUGAAGUCGACAAGUGCGGUGAUCUCGAAAGAAAGUGGGUUUGUGGAUAAUCAGGGUUCGGAUGAUGGGUGCGGGAAGGGGAAGAGUGGUGGUGUAAAUGAUGGUGGUAAGAAGGUGAGAAAGAGGAAGGGGAAAGAUAAUGUGGAAAGUAGUGGCGAGACAAAGGUGAAAAAGAGUAGGACUAGUGUCGAUAAUGGGAGCUUGGGGAAGUCGGAAUUGGGUCAGGGUAUGGAUAGAGGUGGUGGAGUGGGUGGAUUAUCAGUUGGUUUUGAUGGUGGUGGUGAUGCUGUCAGGGUUCCGAGAAAGAAACGAGGAUCUGCUGGGAGUAAGAGUCAUGUUGUGAAGCAGUCGGGAUCAUCUAGCUCGGUUGUUCAGAGUGGACAAACUAAGUCUGAUUUGAAGGAUUGUGGUGCUGUAGUACUGAGUGUACCCUUGCAUGCUAAGAAGAAGAGAGGAAAGUUGGUUGUUGAUAAAGGGAAAUCGGUUGAUCAGACUGAAGUGUUGGACUCUGACUUGAAGGAUUGUGAGACUGAUGUGCUUAGCAUACCCCAGCAUGCAAAGAAGAAGAAAAGAAAAAAGUUGAUUAGUGAUGAAGGGAACUCGGUUGAUCAGAUUGCCAAACUGGAAACAGAUUUGAAGGAUUGUACGACUGGUAUACCAAGAGUACCCCAGCAGGGCAAGAAGAGAGAACCUUUGAUUGUUAAUAAAGGAAGCUCGGCUGAUCAGACUGCCAAUCUGAACUCUGACCAGAAGGAUUGUGCGACUGCAAUACCAAGAAUACCCCAGCAUGCUAAGAAGAGAAGAGAACCGUUGGUUGUUGAUAAAGGAAGCUCAGUUGAUCAAACUGUCAAUUCGAACCCUGAUCGGAAGGAUACUACCGUAGAUAAACUGAAUAUACGUGAUGCUGAUGAAAAGAGAAUAGAACAGUUGAUUAUUGAUCGAGGAGACUUGGUUGAUCAGACUGCCAUGCUGAACACUGAUUUUAAGGAUUGUGCAACUGCUUUACCGAGUACACCGCAGCAUGCUAAGAAGAGAAGAAAAAAGGUUAUUACUGAUGAAGGAAAAGUCGCUGAUGCAUCUUCUAAAAAAGAGCAGAAACAUGGGAAGAAAAGAAAGGGCCUGCCGUUGGAUAGUUUAGAAUUUGCAGAUAAAGCUCAACCUGCAGUUGGCCACACAGAAAGUACUUCUGAAGAUUCCACAGAUAAUGAGGAAAAUCUCGAGAAAAAUGCAGCCAUGAUGCUUUCAUCUCGAUUCGAUCCUCGGUGCACUGGGCCUUCUUGCAAAAGCAAAUCUUCCUUAAGUCAUUCUGGUGGAGACACUGGUAGUCACGCAGAGAACAUGCAAGCUAGUUCGGAUUGCCCUUCUCCUGAUACUGCUAGCAGAUUACUGAGACCAAGGUAUAACCACAAAGAGAAAGGACGUCCUCGCAAGCGACGCCAUUUCUAUGAAGUUGUGUAUAUGGACAAAGAUCCUAGGUGGUUUUUAAACAAAAGGAUCAAGGUGUUUUGGCCAUUGGACGAGAGGUGGUAUCAUGGGCUUGUCAAUGAUUAUGAUGAAGAGAGGAAACUUCAUCAUGUGAAAUAUGAUGACAAGGAUAAAGAAUGGAUUAGCCUUCAAAAUGAGAGGUUCAUGCUCUUGCUUCUGCGUAGUGAAGUUACAGAUGCGGGAAAGCCACUACCGUCUUGUGCUGAGGAUAAAAUAAUUGACGAGACCAGAAAAGAUCUAAGUAUGAGUGUAAAAGACACCAACGCCUUAAGUCAUCUGGAGUCGGAGCCUAUUAUAUCAUGGUUGGCUGGUUCCAAUCGAGCUAAAUCUUUGACCGGUGUAAAAAAGCAGAAAACGUUCCAUCCGUCCCCCAGUGACUCAUCGCCAUCAUCUAAAAAUGUCACAAAUGCACAGCGCAAUAGUAAUGUAUGUUUGUUGGAAAAACAAACAAGUGGAGUACGCUAUUCUGAUUCUGUGGAUAGAUUAGCUGUGGAGGCAGAUGGUGGGGAAGUGAUGUCAAAGCAUCGUACUAGCUCAAAAGAGAAUGGCUUACCCACUGUUUACUUCAGGAGACGGUUUCACAAGAAAAAAGAUGCAUUUAUUUCUAUGUCAGUGAAUAACAAUGUGCAGAGAAAUUUACCUACAGAGGAUGGGUUGCUGACUGUUGCGGAUAGGUUCUCCACUUCAGAUAAGGAAAAUGUUCUUUUAGAUAGCGUCAACCCGAGCAAGAUGAUGUUGUUGAUAGGUAGUGAUGGCAUGUCUAAGCUGAACCUGGCUUUGAUACCAUUUAAAAAAUUUGUGUCUCAAGUAAGAUUACCAGUCCGAUUUCUCCUUGAUUUCCCAUUUGGUUCUGAGAUGUCCAGAUAUUUCCGACUCUCAUUAUUGCAGCAAUAUGGCGCAAUAGUUAGUACAUGGCCCACAGUUUAUUUUGAGAUGCUUUUUGUUGACAAUGAAGUUGGUUUGAGGUUUUUCCUCCUUGAAGGUUGCCUGAAGCAGGCUGUUGCCUUUCUUUUCAUUGUUCUUAGUAUGUUUUUUGACACAAAGAAACCGAGGGAGUCUGUUGAUUUGCAAAUUCCAGUAACGUCAAUAAGAUUUAAACUCUCAUGCACACAAGAUCUUAGGAAGCAGCAUAUUUUUUCAUUCUACAGCUUCUCCAAAUUAAAACAUUCUAGCUGGUUGCACCUAGAUUCCAUUUUGCAGAAGAAAUGUUUAUUUUCUAAGAAACUUCCUCUUCCUGAAUGCACUCUGGAGAACAUCCAAGCGUUUGAAAGUGGGAGCAAGCAGAUACACAUAAAUUCUGUUAGCUGGCAAUCCUCCUUUCAGGGUACUAGAAGAAAAUCUUUCCAGGAUAUAAUACCCAUCGGUCUUUCUAAAACUGGCAAGGAAAAUAGGAGCCAGCCUCCUUGCUGUAAUGUGAUGCAUGGGAUUCUACCACUCGCUCUUUCUUUUAGUGCUGCACCGCUUGUAUUCCGUAGCCUUCAUCUAAGCCUGCUGAUGAAAAGUAGUAUAGCAUGUGUGCGUCUUAGGGAGUGUACACUUGCUUGUUCCUUGGAUCAUGUAGAAAACACUUCAAAGUCAACAACCAAUGAUUGUGCUGUAGCCAAACAUGGUUCUGAGAUCUUCCCGGUGGUCCCUGAAAGUACUCCAGGAAUUUUCUUGUUAGAUGAGGGGCAUUCUGGAUGUUUAUCACAUACCAAAGGCCAGAUAGAAACUCAUCCUUUGACUGGUAGCAUGAACUGUGGCACAACUAUGUCAUCUCUACAUUACAAAGAUAAAGGUUCAGAUGCUGAUGGAACAUUUAAUUGCUCCAAUGACGGUGGAUGUAUAAGUACUAAUGUUAUUGCCCACUCCCUGAAUAGGGAAAGUCACAAUCCAGAACCAGAGAGGCUGUUGACACUGAAAAAUAGGAUGUCAUAUAAAGAUCCGGGCUCAGGUAUUUCUAGGGAGAGUGAUUCUCUUAAUUUGGAUAGCAUGCGUGUUGAAAUCCCGGAGAUUGAUUCAGCAAAGAGCAGCAUUCUUGGUAAAUCGCCUGGUGUAUCGAGGGUUUCUGAUUAUAUUUCUGCUACGAGCGAUGGAAUAAUUACGAGCCCCAACACUUUUAGUCCCACAAAUUUUUGGACUCCCAACACAAGAAACUUGAAUUCCUCGCCUCUUGGAGAAAUCUCUCCUGCUUGGCAUGGUGAGAGAAUAAAUGUUGUUCACAGUGGCUUUGGCACUGGACCCAGGAAACCACGAACUCAGGUCCAUUAUGCUAUGCCUUUUGCUGGUUCAGAAUUUAGUCCGAGACAUAAACCUCUAAAUCAGAAUGGGCAUCCUUUCCGGCGAGUUAGGCGAGCCAGUGAAAAGAGGACAUAUGAUGACACUAAAGGUUCCCAGAGAAACUUGGAGUUAUUAGCAUGUGAUUCAAAUGUUCUAAUAACUCUUGGGGAUCGAUGCUGGAGAGAAUAUGGGGCUCGUGUUACCCUAGAAGUUGCAGAUCAAAAUGAGUGGAGACUUGCUGUCAAGUUUUCUGGAAGUACAAGGUAUUCGCACAAAGUACUUCAUGUCUUCCAACCUGGGUCAACAAACCGUUACACACAUGCCAUGAUGUGGAAAGGAGGAAAAGACUGGGCCUUGGAAUUCCCUGACAGGGGUCAAUGGAUGCUGUUUAAGGAAAUGCAUGAGGAGUGUUAUAACCGCAACAUUCGUGCAGCUUCUGUGAAAAACAUUCCUAUACCUGGUGUACAUUUAGUGGAGGAGUGUGAAGCUAAUAUGGAAAAACUUCCAUUUACUCGUUCUCCCAGGUACUUCCGGCAGAUUGAGGAUGAUAUUGACAUGGCUAUGAAUCCAUCAAAGAUCUUAUAUGACAUGGAUAGUGAAGAUGAGCAAUGGAUCGAUUUUCAAACCCAGGAAACUUGUCAUGUGGCAAUUACUGAUGAUCUUUUUGAAAAAACUAUGGAUACAUUAGAGAAGGUUGCCUAUGCUCAACGACGUGAUGACUUUACCGUUGCUGAAUUAGAAAAGCUCAUGGUUGGGGUUGUGCCGGGUGAAGUAAUAAAUGCCAUCUUCCAACAUUGGCAGCAAAAGCGGAAGAAAACUGGGUAUCCAUUGAUAAGGCAGCUGCAGCCUCCAUCUUGGGAAAGGUACCAACAGAAAUUGCAAGAAUGGAAUCAACUAGUGAGCAAAGCCAACACUGCCGCUGCUCGUGGAGGUAAGGUGAAGAAACCACCACCUGUGGAAAAACCAGCCAUGUUCGCUUUCUGUCUAAAGCCACGUGGUUUGGAAGUGCCUAAUAAGGGUUCGAAACAUAGAUCACAGAAGAAAAUUCACAUUGCCCAUGCUAUCAUUGGGGAUCAAGAUAGUGGUCAUACUUUUGGAAGAAGAUCAAAUUCAUUCGCAUUUCGAGAUGAGAAAGCUACGUAUCCUGACUAUAGUCCUGAAAAUUCAGAUACUUCCCCUUCAAUGAGGAUUUACUCGCCAAGUGAUGUUUGCAGCCAUGAAUAUGUUUCGCCGAACAAUGGCGCACCUGACUAUGAUAAUCACCCCAAACUUUACAAAAACAAGUCAAAAAAGAUUGGGGCAAUAAUGCCUCGUAGCAAUUUGCAUGCAUCGCCUUCAUACAACCAUAGAACACCUGGAAAGAGAAAUGGGGUGCAGCGGCGUGACAUUGAGUUCCCGGAUCGGCCAAUUCAAAUGCAUUACCAGUCGGAGGUGUACCCAGGGACAGGGAAUAUGCAGUUUGGUGUGCGAGAUCUUGAUGAGCUUGGUGUGCGUGAGGCAUCAAAUGCAGCCAAGCGUGUGUCUCAUUUUGCAAGAUUUAAAAGGGAAAAAGCGCAGAGAUUGCUUUAUAGAGCAGACCUUGCUAGAAGUAGGGCAGCGUCUGCUAUUAUUACUGCUGAAGCACUGAAAACCUCUUAUAGCCUGAAUGAAGGUAAAAAUGAGAGCUUAUCUGAAUGAAAUUUAGUCACUCUCUUCAGCUUCGUAGUCUGAUCAAUGGAGUCGUAUAAAUACCCGACUCGGUUUGGAGUUUGAACAGUCGAUAGUAUCUUUCCUCUAACCUCAGCCUUUCUGAGACGAUGGGUUUAAGAUGUCAGUUUGGUUGCUGCUUCUGCCUUAAGCCAGACCAAAUUCUUAACUAACCAGUUUCAAAUAUCAAGGCAUUUUUGGUACAUAAAAUACUAAUCCCGUCACUAGUUUCAUUUCAUUAAAAUCUGCAGGUUUUUCCUGUUGAGAUGGUUGUAUGUAUGGUUUGUAUAGUAUUCUUCUGACCCCGGUUUUAGACUCCGGUUUUAUGUGGCUGGCUAACUUCUUAACCGUCUUAGUAUAUGUUUGAUAUGCUGAAAUAAUUUUUUACAUCUCUGGGAACCUUUUUUCUUU